AUGGAUUCAGUCCAGAUUCUUAACAAAAUUCCACCAAAACCAUCGGAUCUUUCACAGUUUCCCACUACAAUCCCAAAAAAUUCGCUACAUCCUUUAAACCCACCGAAAUCGGUACAGUUUACCGAUUCUGGUCAACACGAAACAAAAACCUCAAGACAGUUACAAGACAUCGACCAAACCCCCUCCAUGCCCUCUGCGAGUUCUACCGUUCAGCACAGAUCAACCAUAACAAAGAACUUUGCAUCCUUGUUUAUGAAACCCUCAUUUAUCCCACCUGUUUCGGCGCCAUCUUCUUCUUCACAUCCUCCGAUGCCUAUGAUUACCCCUUAUUCUUCCAGUCCAAAUCUUUCGGUGCCUAUGGCAAAUCCUUCAGAGCCUAUGAAAAAUCCCUCGGUGCCCAUGGCAAAUACUUCGGUACCCAUGACCAAUCCCUCGAUGCCUAAGGCAAACCCGCAGAUAUCUUCGGCAACGAUGGCAGAUCCUCGAUCGAUCGAGGGACUAUCUUCCCCGGUCCCUUCAGCCUCUCUACUCAGUACAGCAAAAAGGGUAGUGUACAACAAUGGUGAACCUGGGAUAUAUUGGUCCCUUGAUGAAACUUAG
Ilex paraguariensis (yerba mate) is the source of this 600-nucleotide messenger RNA. The record is from the annotation of a GenBank genome assembly. NCBI's taxonomy places the organism in Eukaryota, Viridiplantae, Streptophyta, Magnoliopsida, Aquifoliales, Aquifoliaceae.